GCCUGAACUUUCCUCACUGGAGGCCGGGCGUCACUCUGCUCCGUGGACCUCCUCCGCUCCGGUCACGGUGCUGCAGACUCAAGCACAACCAGGACUGCUCCGAAGCCCCUCUAGAACACGAGCAAUGGCUUGGCUGGAGCAAGCGUGGCUCGUCUGCGCCUCUUUCCUCGCAAUGGUGGCGUCAGCUCAGAGCUUAACGCGAGGAGACUUUUUCCCGUUCGGUCCGAGCGCUGGAGAUCAACAGUUGGACGCGGGCGAUGACCUCACGCACAGACUUGAACUGGAAAAGCCUGUGCUCUUUUAUGAUGGCACUUUUAACAGCAUCUUUAUCAACACCAACGGCUUCAUCGCCACUGCACAGCCCAAAACCGAGUCGACCUACCUUGGCAAAAUGCCCGCUCCCUUCGGAAUGAUCGCGGCUCUGCACGGAGAUCUUGACACAAGCGAUGCAGAGGAGAACGUUUUCUUCCGUGAAGACAGCAGCCCGGAUAUGCUGCGUCGGGCUGCGGAGCACAUCAACAGAGCCUUCCCGGAAGACCAAGAAGUCAGUCCCACCCACGUGGUGGUCAUCACCUGGAUAGACGUCGCCCAAAAGGAGACUGAAAGCACCGGCGAGAAGAAAAAAAACACCUUUCAACUGGCCAUUGCAUCAGUGGGGUCUUCUUCAUAUGCUAUAAUGCUAUAUCCCAGAGAUGGGAUACAGUAUACAAAUACUCCCGUAGGGGAGACUAGCGUCAUCCUGCACGCUGGCUUCAGUCAAGGCCUGGUUCAAGGUUUCCUGUUUUCCAGUCAGGGCCCAUACUACCGCACCACCAAUGACGAAGACGCAUCCAUCAGCGCUUUAGCCGAGCAGACCAACUCAGGACUCAGGGGGGUUUGGGUGUAUGAGAUUGGAACGUCGCCUUAUUUUACUAAUGUGGCUCCAGGAGAGGUGAGCGAGCUCCCCACUGAGGCAACAUUGUCCCAUUCCACCGUCGACAUAGAAGAAGCCCCUGAUUCCAGGGGCGUUGUGUAUACGAAUGGACAGCAAGAGGUUUACCCUCCUGUUGAACCAGAAGAGGGACAGAUCCAGGUAGAACCCGUUCAAUACCAGCCCCACCGACCCGACAAUUCAGAAGUGCUGGUGGUGGAGGACACGGAUAUAAAUGUCGAUGUGUUUGCGUACAACCUUGGCACAUGCGCAAAUAACAGACAAAAGUGUUCCCAAUUUGGUGACUGCAAGGACCACUCCAGUGGAUAUUGCUGUCACUGCAGGCCCGGUUUCUAUGGCAACGGGAUACAGUGCGUGGCAGAGGGAAAACCUCAGCGGAUGAACGGUAAAGUACAUGGCCAGGUGUACGUGGGCAACUCUCCCACUCCGGAGCGCUUCAACAGCAACGAUCUGCACUCGUACGUGGUGGUGAACGACGGACGCUCUUAUGUGGCCAUCAGUGACAUCCCUCAGAGCCUCGGACCCUCGCUGAUGCCCCUGUCAGCGCUGGGCGGUGUGAUCGGGUGGGCUUUUGCUCUUGAGCAGCCCGGCUUCAAGAACGGCUUCAGCAUUAUCGGAGGAGUUUUCACUCGGCAGGCUGAGGUCACCUUUCUACCCGGGAAUGAAAAGCUGACAAUCAGGCAGGAGUUUAAAGGCAUCGAUGAACACGACCACCUUGCGGUGAGCACAACCCUGGAGGGUCGAGUUCCUGAGGUGCCUCGCGACGCCACCGUUCAGGUGGAGUCCUACUCUGAGAUCUACCAGUACAGCAGCAACUUAAUCACCUCAUCCUCCACGCGGAAGUACGUGGUCAACUUGCCCGAUGGAACCAAGGACGAGACGAGGACGUAUCAGUGGCGUCAGACCAUUUCCUUCCAAGGUUGUCAGCAUGAUGAGUCCACGAGAGACAUGCGACCCACGCAGAUGCUCAACGUGGACCAGGUCUUUGUCAUGUACGACUCCAAAAAUGAACUCAUCCGCUUCGCCAUGAGCAACAAAAUCGGAAACAUCAACGGAGGACAACCAGAAGAGAAUCCAUGUUUCACCGGAAGACACGGAUGCGACACCAAUGCGGUUUGUCGACCUGGAGAGGGGACCAAGUUCACAUGCCAGUGCGCCUCUGGCUUCACUGGUGACGGACGCACGUGUUACGACAUUGAUGAGUGCAGAGAGAAUUCUGAGAUUUGUGGCUCACAUGCUAUUUGCAACAACCAGCCUGGAACCUUCCGCUGUGAAUGUCUCGAUGGGUAUCAAUUUGCCAGCGAUGGGCAGACAUGUGUUGCUGUGAAUCGACCCACGGACGCGUGUGAAGAAGGUACUCAUACCUGCGACGUUCCUGAGCGUGCUCAAUGCAGCUACACUGGAGGUUCCUCCUACAUCUGCUCCUGCCUGCCCGGGUUCACAGGAGAUGGAAGAGUCUGCCAAGACAUAGACGAGUGCCAGCCGGGCAGGUGCCACCAGGACGCCCUGUGCUACAACACCCAGGGAUCCUUCACCUGCCAGUGUAGGCCGGGUUACUACGGCGAUGGCUUUUAUUGCUCCCCAGAGCGGACAAAAACGCAAUGUGAGAGCCACAGAGACAGUCUUCUUGGUGUGACUGAGUUUGGCCCCCGUGGUCCGCGACCUCCUGUUGGGCAGUACAUCCCCACGUGUGAUGAGAACGGCAACUAUGAAUCCAUGCAGUGCCAUGGCAGCACAGGGCACUGCUGGUGUGUGGACCGCAACGGACAGGAGAUCCCAGGGACACGCUCAGGUCCUGGUGGUCGACCCAUGUGUAUUGACCAUGGUGGGGUGAGACCACCCAUUGGCCCCACCCCUCGACCUGACAUCUACCCCCUGCCGCCUGGCACACAUCUGCUGUACGCACAGAGCGGCAGGAUUGAGCACGUCCCCCUUGAAGGUUACGAUAUGAAGAAAGAAGACGCCAAGACUGUCCUCCAUCUACCUGAGAAAGUAGUUAUUGGAGUGGCCUACGACUGCGUGGACAAGAUGAUCUACUGGACCGAGAUCACGUCUCCAUCAAUCAGCAAGGCCAGCAUUCAGGGGGGAGAGCCUGUGACGAUCAUUAGAUCAGACCUGCAGAGUCCAGAAGGGAUUGCAAUCGACCACCUGGGACGAAAUAUGUUCUGGACUGAUUCUGUGGCGGACCGCAUCGAGGUGGCCUCGCUUGACGGCUCCCAACGACGUGUCAUUGUAGACUCCGGUCUCGUCAACCCCCGUGCUAUUAUCGUGGACCCACCCAAUGGUAAUCUGUACUGGGCCGAUUGGAACCGAGACGCUCCCAAGAUUGAAACCUCUUACAUGGACGGUGCCAACAGACGGGUGCUUAUUAAAGACGAUCUGGGCCUGCCGAACGGCUUGACCUACGACGCCCAGAGUUCUCUGCUGUGUUGGGUGGAUGCAGGCACACAUAAAGUGGAGUGUACCAACCCAGGCCGAGGAGACCGUAGACAGAUCUUGGAGGGCCUUCAGUACCCUUUUGGAGUCACUUCCUUUGGGAAGAACAUCUACUACACAGAUUGGCGAAGGGACGCUGUGGUCACAGUGGACCGCUAUACGGGCAGGGAGUCUGACGAGUUCCAGCCUCAGAAACGCUCCAAGCUAUAUGGGAUCACCACAGCCUACGCCCAAUGUCCUUCAGGACAAAACUACUGUGCGGUGAACAACGGCGGCUGUACACACCUCUGCUUAUCAACACCCAACGGUCGCUCCUGCAAGUGUCCCGACAAUGCAGUCGGCGUGGGCUGCGUUGAGAGAAACGGCGAGUAUUGAGCAAAAUAGAAGCCACUCGGCGUUACUGUGAUGUAACCGCUGAAAAUGCCACUGAGGUGAAUUUACUGUGCCUUUUAUUGCUCAUUGCUAUUCUUAUCUGCAUUUUUACAUUAUAAAAUCCCAACAGAAUUGUAAAUAUGGACACUAUUAUGUUGACAUUGUUUUCCCGAGUGCACAUAAACUGAGAAUAAAACUCAAGGGAUUAGUAAUUUAAUGUGAAAUACGUUAUAGUAACACAUGACACUAUUUCCUGUUGGUUUGGGCUUGUUUCUAUUAGUAAUAUUGUCAGAUAUGAUUGAAGUUCCUGUUCAAGCUUUGUGGGAUGAGUUUACAUGGUGGGCAGAAAAAAAUAAAAAGGUUUUUCUAACAAA
Messenger RNA from Syngnathus acus (greater pipefish), 4113 nucleotides. It is a transcript of the gene nid1a, whose product is annotated as nidogen 1a. Gene Ontology annotation, biological process: cell-matrix adhesion. Lineage: Eukaryota; Metazoa; Chordata; Actinopteri; Syngnathiformes; Syngnathidae. The transcript is spliced from 20 exons. Bases 125 to 3742 code for a protein of 1205 amino acids. Gene Ontology annotation, molecular function: calcium ion binding. The record is from RefSeq and is a predicted model, not a curated record.